Funneliformis mosseae is the source of this 1635-nucleotide messenger RNA. The record is from the annotation of a GenBank genome assembly. Lineage: Eukaryota; Fungi; Glomeromycota; Glomeromycetes; Glomerales; Glomeraceae.
AUGUCUUUUCAACUACUCACUGAUGAUUGUUUAUAUGAAAUCUUUAAGUACUUGGAAAAGGAUAAAUUCACCUUGUACACAUGCUUAUUCGUUAAUCGACGUUGGUGUGAAACUUCCGUUCAACUUUUAUGGAGGAAUGUGUUUAAUUACAAUACUUUAAUUAAAUGCCUUCCCGAUGAUUCAAAAGAAAUUUUAUUCAAGAAUGAAAUUAUUCUUCCAUCUCUAAAUUCAAACCCUCCUUUAUUUAAUUACGUUUCUUUCGUUAAAUCAUUAUCAAUAAAUGAAAUUUCCAGGACGAUUGAAGUCAUCCUUCACGAUCAUAAUGUAAUUCAAAAUUACAAAAUUAUUAAAAAUCGACUGCUUAGUAAGAACUUAUCUAAUACAGAUCGCGUUCAACUUAUUAAGGAUUAUCAAAUCAUUAAGCGUCGUCUCGUUAAAUACAUUCAAAUUGUCAAAAAUGAUCCCUACCUCAAAGAUCAUCAAUUGGUUAAGAAUUUUCAUCAUGCAUUUCCCCUUAUCUCUGAAAGUCCCAAGAAUAAUCGUCCCAUCACCAGUAAAUACUUGAUAACCGUUGUGACUCAAGAAGUUUUCAAAAUGUUUAUGAAUCAAAUCUCUUUGAGAGAAUUAAAUUAUUAUUCUAGUUCCUCCUUAACUUAUUACGUUCCGAAUAUCACGUUUACCGUUUAUCCCGGGGCCACCGAUUGUUUUAAGAAUCUAACGGAACUUAGAUGUUGUUCGGACGUUCAUUCCGAGUUUUUCUUUCAACUUUCACAAUUUUGUCACAAGAUUCGAUUCUUGGAAAUUAGGCUUCGUAGAGUAAUUUCUACGGGGGUAACUAACUUGAUUUCCGCCCAAAAUCAUUUGAUGUGCCUUCGUUUAUGGCAAAAUAAUAAGGGUUUAAAAGAAAUUUUACCUUCUUUAACAAAACAUUUAAAUUCUAUAAGUAGGAUAGAUAUUAAUGUGGAGGACAAUAAAUCUUUGUUGUUCCUUACAAAUUUCACAAAUUUACGAGAACUCGUGUUCUUCGAAUUUUAUGACAUCCAUGAAUCCUUUCAAGAAUUUCAACACGUUAAGAUACCAAAAUUAAGAACCCUAAAAUUUCAAUAUAAAUUUCCAAAGAGCGUAUACUUGGAUAGGUUCUUGGAAAAUAAUGGGAAUCACUUGAUCGACAUUUCUCUUGAAUAUAGUAAUAAUUCAAUAAAUUCCUCCGUGGCUAAAUAUUGCCCCAAUUUAAAAUCAUUCUCAACCAUCAUCGUCGAUGAUGAAUUCGAUAUAUUAAAGUUAAUAUUUGAUAGGUGUGAAAAGUUGGAAAGUAUUAAAUUCGUGUGUGAAUACGGAUGGUAUAAGAAGUUUCAUUUGGAGAAUGAAUUGUUUGAUAUCAUUGCGAGAUUUUCACCAAAAAAUUUUCAAAAAUUAAAAAUACGUUACAUAGGUAACGCGCUUAAUGUGCGUUCAGAAUUAAGUCCAGAAGAGAUGAAUCUUUUCUUUAUUAAUUGGAAUAAUCGUACACCACGAAGAUCACUUUCUCUUACUAUGGAAGAAUUUAGUUUUAAGAUUAAUGAGGAAAUUAUUGAAAUAAUUAAUAAUUACGUUAAAUUGGGCGUCGUUAAGGAAUUUACACUUAAUAACAUGUAG